GGUACCUCAAGUCGCGGCUGCACUUCUGGAAGACACAAAAAAAGGCAUUCUUUUGCUCACCUCCCUCAGCCCCAUGGCCGCCAUGCAGAUGGAUCCUGAGUUAGCCAAGAGCCUCUUCUUUGAAGGGGCCACAGUGGUUAUCCUGAAUAUGCCCAAGGGGACAGAGUUUGGCAUCGAUUACAACUCCUGGGAAGUGGGGCCCAAGUUCCGGGGCGUGAAGAUGAUCCCGCCAGGCGUCCACUUCCUGCACUACAGCUCUGUGGACAAGGCCAAUCCACGGGAGGCGGGCCCCCGGAUGGGCUUCUUCCUCAGCCUGCAGCCACGGGAGCUUACUGUGCUGCGCUGGAAUACCCUCCGGGAAGAGGUGGACCUGUCCCCAGCCCCAGAGGCCGAGGUGGAGGCCAUGAGGGCCAGUCUGCAGGAGCUAGACCCGUUCCUGGGCCCUUACCCCUAUGCCACUCUGAAGAAGUGGAUCUCCCUCACCAACUUCAUCAGUGAGGCCACUGUGGAGAAGCUGCAGCCUGAGAGCAGGCAGAUCUGCGCCUUCUCAGAUGUGCUGCCGGUGCUCGCCAUGAAGCACACCGAGGACCGGGCCCGGCAGAACCUGCCCCGUUGUGGCACAGAGUGCAGAAGCUACCAGGAGGGCCUGGCCCGGCUGCCCGAAAUGAAGCCCAGAGCUGGCACGGAGAUCCGCUUCUCUGAGCUACCCACGCAGAUGUUCCCAAAGGGCGCCACACCAGCAGAAAUCACCAGGCAUAGCAUGGAUCUGAGCUACGCCCUGGAGACUGUGCUCAGCCGGCACUUCCCCAGCAGCCCCCAGGACGUGCUCGGUGAACUGCAAUUUGCCUUUGUGUGCUUCCUGCUGGGGAGUGUGUACGAGGCCUUCGAGCACUGGAAGCGGCUGCUGAACCUGCUGUGCCGGUCUGAGGCCGCCAUGCUGAAGCACCACACCCUGUACACCAGCCUCAUCUCUAUCCUGUACCACCAGCUUGGCGAGAUCCCUGCCGACUUCUUCGUGGACAUUGUCUCCCAGGACAACUUCCUCACCAGCACUUUACAGGUUUUCUUUUCCUCGGCCUGCAGCACUGCCGUGGAUGCCAUCCUGAGAAAGAAGGCGGAGAAGUUCCAGGCCCACCUGACCAAGAAGUUCCGAUGGGACUUCACAGCAGAGCCCGAGGACUGCGCCCCGGUGGUAGUGGAGCUCCCAGAGGGCGCCUACAUUGGCUAAUCCUGGGGUGCUUGCUCCUAGGCAUGCCCUGCACCCAGGAACCUCUGUUCGGUGCUCCUGCUGGGCCCUGCAGAUGGGCUGGAAUUCCCUCCGGCACAAUAAAUAAGUUCCUUCCUUGCCAAGGCAUCUGUCCCCAGACCCAGGGAGCAUUUGUGGGCUCCCUGGUGACUUGGCUGUGGUGCUAACCUGGGUGACCUUCCGACGGACUCUUAUGCGGGUUGCUGAGAGAGACCUGCCUGGCCACAGCCUUGCUCCUGAGACGGCUGAGAACCAGCCACCUGUUCCAGAGCGAACUUCAGGCUGCCUGGGGCUCCAAGAUGUCACCUGGUGGAUUUUUUUGACAUCACAUGAGGAGAUGAGCUGGAGUCCACCUGCUCCCUGUUGAGGGGAGCACAUGAUAGAAAAUGUGGCUCGGGACUCUGGAGUCCUCGAUAGGGACGGGUAGAUGGGGAAGGUCAGGUAGACGGGU
Messenger RNA from Ochotona curzoniae (black-lipped pika), 1697 nucleotides. RefSeq names its product AAR2 splicing factor (gene AAR2). The transcript is spliced from 4 exons. Bases 74 to 1228 code for a protein of 384 amino acids. Gene Ontology annotation, biological process: spliceosomal tri-snRNP complex assembly. The record is from RefSeq and is a predicted model, not a curated record. Lineage: Eukaryota; Metazoa; Chordata; Mammalia; Lagomorpha; Ochotonidae.